This is a messenger RNA of Eruca vesicaria subsp. sativa (arugula), 1203 nucleotides long. NCBI's taxonomy places the organism in Eukaryota, Viridiplantae, Streptophyta, Magnoliopsida, Brassicales, Brassicaceae. The record is from the annotation of a GenBank genome assembly.
AUGAGUUUUUCAGGUGGGAGAGAUGGAUCUAAAGGUCUAAUGAAGAGGAUUACAUCAACUUUCUCCCUCAAGAAAAACAACAACACAACAACAACAAAUGAUCCAAAACCAGUUUUUCCACGGUCUAGAUCAACAGGUGCUAGCUAUGACUCCAUGAGGCUACGUCAGGGUAAAAAAGCUCUUCCUGAUGUCACAGCAAAGACAAAGAGGACCAAAUCUGCAUGUGUCUCUCCUCAGAGAAGACGUGAAAAGCUAGAUGAAUCCAGGAAGCAGAUAGAAGACAUCGAUUCCAUUUGGUUGACUUCUGAUUCCUCUAGCUCUCUUCUAGGGGAACGUAAAGUCUCUGUCUCGUUUCAUUUCUCACUCGACGAAAGCAUCGUCUCUUGGUUAUCAAAUGCUGCUAAGAAGCAAGAGAACACCAUCUCCACCAAAAGGAAUCAUCACCAGAAAAGUUCAACAAAGGAUGAUGCAACAUGCUCUUCAGAUAACACACAAAAAGAUGGAAAAUCUGUUAGCUUCUCUUUAAAAUCACCAGAAGUGACUCCUUCACCGGUUAGCUCAGCUGCUAUAACCAUACCGGCAUCAGCUUUGGAGAGAGUUACAGAGAUUGGAGGUUCAAAGAGAAAGACAGUUGUGGAACCACUUUUCUGGCCAUUUGAGCAGAAGUUUGAUUGGACAACAGAUGAUAUAAUGAAGCAUUUCUCAAUGUCUCCUCAGAGGAAAAAAUAUAUAGGAUCAAAAAGUGCUAGUACCUCUCCAAGAUCAAUGAGGGCACAGCUUCAUACAAGAAAGAUAGAUCUCAAAGAAGGGUGUAAGAGAAAACUCAUGUUCAAUGGCUCUGGAUUAAACUCAAAACUAACACAGAUUCCAGAGAUGGAACAAACCGAGAUCAGCAGGAACCGAAAACCCAUUUUGAAGAGGAACAAAAGUUUUCCAUCAAGGUUGAGAAACUCGAGCGAAAUAUCUUCAAAAGUGGUACCUAUUGAAGCUACAGAAGAGAGUGUAGAGAUAAGCAGAGAGGGCAAAACACCUAAGAAGAUUAUCAUGACACGAAGGUCCAGGACUUUAUUAGAAGAUGACUUUGGUUUGAUGAAUGAUUUCUCUAUAGAAAAUGCGGUGGGACUUUGUGAGUUCAGGGGAAGAGAAGGUAUUGAUUCAGAGUUCAACACUGAUGGUUUCUUGUUUGAAGAUUAUUCUCUUUGA